AUGGCGGCCUCCCGCGCCGAGAGCUCGCCCAAUCAACCGCGCCAACAGCCCCCACGUAGCUGUGGUGGGCAGGAAGGAGGCCCUUCAGUCUGUGCCCGCGCUGCCCGGGCCGAGAAAGCCGGGAACGGCACUCCGUGGGUGCCUUGGGGCACGUGGGGCGGCCUCACGGGUAAGGGCAGGCCGGCCGGAGCCAGCGGCCGGCCAUCUCGGGGGCGCUCAGGAGCGCGCGCGAGGCAAGGCCGAGCAGGCCCGGGCCCAAGUUCUCCCCGGAACCGCCAAGACCCACAAACACAGCCCAAAGUGCACGGAACCGGAGGCGACGGCCCACCAACCUCGCGAGGCACGGAUUCCUCACGCCCCGAAACGCCAACGCGGGACCUCCGGGGGACCGGAAACAGGCAGACGGGCGCUCGGGACCCUCGGGCCGCCACGAGGAGGAAGCGAGGCGCUCGGCUCGGGCCGGGCGUGGGCGGAGGGCGGAGUCGCCCCUCCCCGCCUCGGGGAACUCCGGGCGCCUCCAGCCACGUGAGGCGCCGCUCUCCCCUCUCAGAGGAAAAAAAAAACUGCACCGUGCGGCCCGGGGCCCGCCGCGGCCGAGAGACGCUCCACCCCAGCCCUACCCCAAGUACCCGGCGGCGCGGCGUGGGGGGCCGCGUGCGAGCCGGCCGGGGUCUCGGCCCUCAGCCGGAGCCGCGCCUUCUCUCUCGGCGUGGGCCCCGCGGCCCGGCGCCCCCCGGAGUCGACUCCGGAUCCCGCCGCCGCCGUCCCCCCGCCCCGCCAACCGCGGCCACGCGGCCCGUCCCCCGUCUGAAACGCACUCCGACUCCGGCCCCCAAACCUGAGCCACGCGGUCCCCGGCUCCCUGAGCGGCCUCCGCACGGCCCCGGGUGUGCGGCCCCGACGCGGGCCCCGUCCCCUCUCGGCCCGAACCCCCACGCCCGCGGCCCAACGCCCGACGGGCCCGGUCGCCAGCCCACCCGGUUGGCGGCCCUCACCUCGGGCUCCUUGUCUCCACGCUCCCACUCACAUCCGGAACCUCGCCGGCCCUCAGAGCACCUAGAGGAGGGUGGAACCCCGGGGACUUGGCAGUUGUAG
Psammomys obesus (fat sand rat) is the source of this 1095-nucleotide messenger RNA. Its product is annotated as proline-rich protein 2-like. NCBI's taxonomy places the organism in Eukaryota, Metazoa, Chordata, Mammalia, Rodentia, Muridae. Bases 1 to 1095 code for a protein of 364 amino acids. The record is from RefSeq and is a predicted model, not a curated record. The transcript has a single exon.